Molecule: messenger RNA, 868 nt
Organism: Oryzias melastigma (Indian medaka)
Lineage: Eukaryota; Metazoa; Chordata; Actinopteri; Beloniformes; Adrianichthyidae
Gene: fabp3
Product: fatty acid binding protein 3, muscle and heart
Exons: 4
Coding region: 146-547 (133 amino acids)
Biological process (GO): fatty acid transport
Cellular component (GO): cytosol; nucleus
Molecular function (GO): fatty acid binding
Source: RefSeq, a predicted model, not a curated record
ACAGCCGGUGUGGAUUCAGCCAGUGAGCGCGUGCUGCGGACUGCCCAGUCUCUGCCUGUCUUCCUCCUUCUCUCAUUCUGCCGAGCCUCUGUCGCUGCAGCCUGCUCUGUCUGACUCACCCCUCCAUCUUCACUUGUCUGCAAACAUGGCCGAGGUUUUUGUGGGAACGUGGAACUUGAAGGAGAGCGAGAAGUUCGACGAGUACAUGAAGGCGUUGGGGGUGGGAUUUGCCACGCGCACAGUGGGGAACAUGACCAAACCCACCACCAUCAUCUCCUUGGACGGUGAUAAAAUGACGGUAAAGACCCAGAGCACCAUCAAGAACACAGAGCUGUCUUUCAAGCUGGGGGAGGAGUUUGACGAGACUACUGCAGAUGACAGGAAGGUUAAGUCCGUUGUGUCAAUAGAAGAUGGGAAGCUGGUUCACGUGCAGAAGUGGGACGGCAAAGAGACCAGUUUGGUCCGGGAAGUCAACGGAAACAACCUCACACUGACGCUCACGCUCGGAGACGUAGUUUGCACACGCCGCUACGAGAAGGCAGAGUGAACCCUGUUCCCCGGGCACCUACAGAAGCACUCGCAUCCGCCCCAAAAGCUCCCUUCUGCCACUUCAAAGGCCAAAAAAAAAAAAACCGCCCCACACUAGAAUGGCUGCUCGUUUUUUUUCUUACUGUACGCUCAGUAUUAACUGCUGACUGUGACGUCCCCGUUCUGUUUUAUUAUUCCUUUUACUCUAAGAACCACUGAAUAAAUUCCAAUGGGUUCAUUUUUGUUGUUUUUCCUCAAUAAAUCAUUUGAGAAUGGUGCAUAAAUACCUUUGGAAAGUGUUAAAAUUUGAAUACUACUAAAUAAAAGUAUCCAAAACUGA